AUGCUUGAGCAAGAGAAGGAGCAGAUUUUGGACAUGUUGAACAGCGUUAGCCUGAACACUGAGUUGCUACGGCUUGGACAAGGUGAUCGUGAGGAUAUUACUGCAAUCACCAAUCGUCUCGCCGCCAGAACGAAGACCGUUGAUGUGUCUGUAAAUACCCCACGCAGUACCGAACAGGAACGUGCCUUAUCAUCUGUGAACAACCUCAUUGAAGGAGUCGUCGAGAAAAUGCAAGAAGACAUGCAGGCUGGAAAAGAGACUUGUCGCCGUUAUCUGAAUGCAUGUAAUCCCGACCAACCGGACGGCCCAAUCGAUCAGAGAUUCCAAGCACAGCUUAUUGAAUGUACCGCCGAUGACCAGAAGAAGAUUCGCAGAAAACUCGGCCAGAUCAUUGCUCAAUUUGAACGCGCUGAACGUACUUUCACACCACAUUGGUAG
Molecule: messenger RNA, 438 nt
Organism: Cooperia oncophora
Lineage: Eukaryota; Metazoa; Nematoda; Chromadorea; Rhabditida; Trichostrongylidae
Source: the annotation of a GenBank genome assembly